Messenger RNA from Astyanax mexicanus (Mexican tetra), 1343 nucleotides. RefSeq lists its product as uncharacterized. The transcript is spliced from 2 exons. NCBI's taxonomy places the organism in Eukaryota, Metazoa, Chordata, Actinopteri, Characiformes, Acestrorhamphidae. Gene Ontology annotation, biological process: proteolysis. The record is from RefSeq and is a predicted model, not a curated record. Gene Ontology annotation, molecular function: nucleic acid binding; zinc ion binding; aspartic-type endopeptidase activity. Bases 88 to 1239 code for a protein of 383 amino acids.
UUGGUUCCGGAGGCUUACAGGCAAAAGUUUAGGUUGUGGAGAAAAGGGGAGAAACAAACACAUGUAGAAUUUGCAAGGGAUAUUUUAAUGCAUUUUAAUCGGUGGUGUACAGCAUCGGAAGUUAAGUCUUUGGAAGAUCUAAAGAAUUUAAUUGUGCUGGAACAAUUAAAAAAUUCUGUUUCUGAUCGCCUUGCUACAUACGUGACUGAGCACAAAGUUAAGACCGCAUAUGAGGCUUCUGUUUUGGUGGAUGAAUUUGUUUUGAUUAAUAAGGCUUCAUUUGGUCAUCGUUUUCAUGGAGGGUCUGUUAAGAGGGACUCUAAUUGGCAUCCUUUUUCUAAUUCUGGGGUGUAUGCUGUAGGGGAGCAAGUGAGUCGUUCACCUAAGGUUAGAAAUCUUGAAAAUAUCUGCCAUUACUGUCGUGCCAGUGGUCACUGGAAAAAUGAAUGUCCUUUUUUGAAGGCAAAAACAGAGGGCCCUUCUUCCUCUAAAACACAUUUUAGAAGUGCUCCAGCCCCUGUAAAAUCUGUCAGCUUGGUUGCAGCAGUUCCUCCUGUUUUAAAAUCUGUAGAUGGAAAAGUUUGUGAUCCCAUGUAUGUUCCAUUUGUUACAGAGGGUUCUGUUCACUUAGUUGGCUCUGCAAAGCAAGUUCCCAUUCGUAUUUUGAGGGAUACUGGGGUGUCAGAAUCUUUUAUAUUAGAGUCUGUGUUGCCUUUUUCUUCUAAUUCAUAUACAGGCAGUGAUGUCUUAAUUAGAGGAAUUGGAUUAAAAGUACUGACUGUUCCACUACAUAGAGUUGUUCUGUCAUCUGAUCUUGUUAAUGGAGAGGUAGAAUUGGGUGUACGUUCUUGUUUGCCAGUAGAGGGGGUGCAUUUGAUUCUAGGAAACAAUCUUGCUGGUGAACGUGUCUGGGUAAAUGGUUCUCCAUCUUUGGUUGUAACUUCAACACCAAACAGUCAGAUGGGUGUUUUGGAGGAUGUUUCCCCUGAGAUAUUCAACUCUUGUGCUGUGACACGUGCUAUGAGUAAAACACCAUUAACCUCUGUUCCUUUGUCUCCAACAGAAAUUUCUGAGGGUAAAACAGUCGAAAUUCCCUCUUCCCUCUCUGUUUCCCGUGAUGAGUUGAUAAGGGAGCAGGUGGCUGAUCCUUCUCUCAAAUCCGAACCAGCGAUUGAUGAGAUGGUGUCUGUUUUUACAGGGGUACCACCUAGACAUACGGCAUAUCAAGGGCCAGGAUAAUGUAAUUGCUGAUGCCCUGUCCCGUGGUCCACUGGGUAAAUAAAUUCAGGCUGCUGUCUUGUUUUUCUCCAGUGUUUUAAUUUUUCUCUUUUUGCUUUCUCUCC